Messenger RNA from Linum tenue, 3173 nucleotides. The record is from the annotation of a GenBank genome assembly. NCBI's taxonomy places the organism in Eukaryota, Viridiplantae, Streptophyta, Magnoliopsida, Malpighiales, Linaceae.
CCACAAAGAAAGCCUUCCCCUUUCUUCAACUUCGACUCUAAGCUUUAACACAUCGUGUUGUCAUCAUCACUACUGGCUGGAUAUUAUUUUGCACCCAUCUCACACCUUCCUCCUAUUCUUCCUUUCUUCCUCCUCCUCCGAGAUCUAAAAGCUUUCUGCUUUUGUAUCCUUCCCACUUCCUUCUUGAUUCUUACACUGGCAUAGGUAGUAGCGAUCAUCGCCGGUUCCGUUUCCCACAAAAAAAGCUUUUUAGUAUUUGCCGCUGCUUCUCUUCGUAUACCCACUUCCAACUUGAUCCGUUAAUCUAUUGGGUUCUCUCAUUCUAGUUUCCAUUUGUUUUCUUAUUCAAUUGGCCGCAAGCUCUUGUGCCCUUUGUCUACUUACCCUCUUUCGUCUCUUCUGUCUUGUUCCUUCUGUUGUUUCGGUGCCAGACAGUGCGGGGUGAGUUGCCCUUUCCCCGAUUCGGGAACUUGUUGGGAUUUGCUCAAUUCCUUUCGGUGCCGAAUUGAUUGCCCCGAUCUUUGCUUUGCUAGUUGGAUUCGAUUUGGCUUCUGAGGAAGUUCUAGGUUUUGUUUUGGUGGGAUUCCAUUUCAGAUUUUACUGGGUUUUUGCUGAUCUGGGGUGAAGUUUAAUCCCUUUGAAGUUUUGGCUAUCUGGGUUCUUCUUAUCUACUGGUCAAAUUGACACUCGAGAGAGCUUUCAGUACUGUAAGACACUGCGGUUUGUGGGUGGAGGCAGACUCCCGCUUGAUAAAGAAUUUUGGAGAAAGAUUAAUGCUUUGUUGGUGUUGAGAUGCAGCCUGAUCAGCGGAAGAAGUCUGUCGAAGUUGACUUUUUCACCGAGUAUGGUGAGGGGAGCAGGUAUAAAAUAGAGGAAGUUAUUGGCAAAGGAAGUUAUGGUGUUGUUUGCUCUGCAUUUGACACACACACAGGAGAGAAAGUUGCAAUUAAGAAAAUCAAUGACAUCUUUGAACAUGUCUCUGAUGCCACACGCAUCCUUCGAGAAAUUAAACUUCUCAGGCUUCUCCGUCAUCCGGAUAUUGUGGAGAUCAAGCACAUCUUGUUGCCCCCUUCCAGAAGGGAGUUUAAGGACAUCUAUGUAGUUUUUGAGUUGAUGGAAUCUGAUCUACACCAAGUUAUCAAAGCAAAUGAUGAUCUAACACCCGAGCACUAUCAGUUCUUUCUUUAUCAGCUUCUCCGAGGCCUGAAGUACAUACACACUGCCAAUGUGUUUCACAGGGAUCUAAAACCUAAAAAUAUCUUAGCCAAUGCUGACUGUAAAUUAAAGAUUUGUGACUUCGGCCUAGCAAGAGUUGCCUUCAAUGACACUCCCACGGCUAUUUUCUGGACAUUUUGCAUCUCGGCAAAGCUAAUUGUUUCUGUUGUUGCUCUUUCCCAGGAUUAUGUUGCUACGAGAUGGUAUAGAGCUCCAGAAUUGUGUGGGUCGUUUUUCUCCAAGUACACACCAGCAAUAGACAUAUGGAGCAUUGGAUGCAUCUUUUCUGAACUUUUGACCGGGAAACCUCUUUUCCCCGGGAAAAAUGUAGUCCAUCAGUUGGAUCUGAUGACUGAUCUUUUGGGAACCCCAUCUUCUGAAGCAAUUGCAAGGGUUCGCAAUGAGAAAGCUCGGAGAUACCUUAGUAGCAUGCGGAAGAAGAAGCCAAUUCCUUUUACUCACAAAUUCCCUCAUGCAGAUCCUCUUGCACUUAAAUUAUUAGAAAAAAUGCUAGCAUUUGAACCCAAAGACAGGCCUACUGCUGAAGAGGCCCUUGCAGAUCCAUAUUUCAGAGGUUUGGCCAAAGUUGAGAGAGAGCCUUCUGCUCAACCUGUUACCAAGAUGGAAUUUGAAUUUGAGAGGCGAAGAAUAACAAAAGAAGAUGUAAGAGAGCUCAUUUACAGAGAAACACUGGAGUACCAUCCAAAAAUGUUGAAAGAAUUCUUAGAAGGUUCAGAACCAACGGGCUUCAUGUACCCAAGUGCUGUUGACCAUUUCAAGAAGCAAUUUGCAUAUCUUGAGGAGCAUUACGGAAAUGGUGGGCCUGCUGCUACUCCGCCAGAAAGAACUCAUGCAUCAUUGCCAAGGUGUGGCAAGUGUUCUUUCGUUUGGUUUGACAUGCUGCUAUCUUGGGAUUUUAUUCACAGUGUUUACACUACAAUGGUGCAUGCAGGGCCUGCGUAUUAUAUUCAGAUAAGAAUCCUAUGCUGAGCUCAGCAAAAGUAGCAAAUGAUCUUUCUAAAUGUUCUAUCAAAGAUAUCGAGAAGCCACACAUGGACAAGAGUGGUGGUAUCCCUAUGACAAGGCCUCCCAUUCAAGUCCCUCAAAGUAUUCAAGCGGGACCUGCUCGUCCCGGGAAAGUUGUUGGCUCUGUACUGCGAUACAACAACUGUGCCACAGCAGCAGAGCCUGUUGUCGACCAACGGAGAAUGGUUAGAAACCCUUCUACCACAUCUCAAUACACCUCGUCGAACGGUUCGUAUCCGAGAAGAAACCCAGGCUGCAAGAAUGACAGGGGAGAAGACGAUGGAAUUGAAGGGUCCAAUGGAUUGCAGCCAAAACCACAGUUCAUGGCAAGGAAAGUUGCUGCUGCUCAAGGUGGACCGGGAAGUCAAUGGUAUUGAUGAUGGUUAUACACAGCAUGGUUGGCUGAGUUUGUAACACUUUGACUUCAAUCUCUCCAUUUUCCCUUAAUGGAGCUGCUAUGAACUGGACUCACCUGCUUCGAGUACUCGGUCAUGCAAUGGACUACUUUGGUGCUAAGGGUGGUUCAAAAGACUGGUCGGAGGGACUAUCUUGUCUUGAGAGGACGAAGUGAAGCAGAGAAUGGAACAGGUUGUGUAAUUUAUUUCUCUAACUGAAAGGUUAAAAAAGCUGUAAUAAACAGGUUCUUGGUUCGUGAGAAUACUGGGAUGUUGCAUGUCUGGUUUAAGCUCAGUAGUCAGCCCACACGAAAGGAGUCUGAUGUUCGUAAAUCAGAGUCGGGUAGAGUUGGCUGGUUGCUUACCAGAUUCUCUGCAUCUCUUGUUCGUUCGUUCUGAGAUAGGAAGUUUUUAUACCCUUUUGUUAUGUUAACCCCAAAUUGUUCGUAUUCACUAUUUGUACACUUCUACUGUCUAUGUAACUUUGUUAAAUAAAGAUCCUGCUUUUUGUGCUUGUGAAUUGUGAUAUUCCAGGGC